Molecule: messenger RNA, 1065 nt
Organism: Kwoniella botswanensis
Lineage: Eukaryota; Fungi; Basidiomycota; Tremellomycetes; Tremellales; Cryptococcaceae
Exons: 3
Coding region: 1-1065 (354 amino acids)
Biological process (GO): biosynthetic process
Molecular function (GO): transferase activity; pyridoxal phosphate binding
Source: RefSeq, a predicted model, not a curated record
AUGCCCAUCCUCGGUCUCAAAUCCCCUGGUCCCUCAAAUCCAGCUCACUUCUCCCUUGAACCUCUCAUCCGACCCAAUAUCCUCGCUCUCCAGCCAUAUAGGUGCGCCCGAGACGAUUACUCUGCUGGAGUUCUCUUAGACGCCAAUGAAAAUGCUAUCGGUCCAUCUCUCCCCUCUCUCGCCAAAAACACCGAUCCUGGACCAAUCGCUGCUCAGACUCUUUCUUUGCUUUCGGACGAAGAAGUCGCAAGUCUCAACAGAUAUCCAUCACCCACUCACGAUGAUUUGAAACGAUCUAUCGCCAAGUUCAGAGGUGUACCGAAUGAAGAAUGGGUCUUUCUCGGCGUGGGCAGUGAUGAAGUGAUAGAUAUGCUCUACAGGGUCUUGUGUGUACCCGGAAAAGAUCGAGUCAUGACCUGUCCGCCUACAUACGGAAUGUACAAGGUGACUGCCAACGUGAACGAUGUGGGGGUGUUGGAGGUACCCUUGAUCACCGAGGAUGGAGCAUUCCAGCUUGACGAGAAAGCCAUGAACGAUGCAUUCAAAGCGAACCCCGAUCUCAAGAUGCUCUUCAUCUGCUCGCCUGGUAACCCUACCGGUACUCUCAUCCCGCUCGACGUAAUCAAACGAGUCCUUGAGAACCCCUUAUUCAAAGGUGUGGUAGUGGUCGACGAAGCUUAUAUCGACUUCGCUCCCGAAAACAACAGUGCCGCCAGCUUGGUCAACGAAUACGCAAAUGUCUGUGUCACCCAGACAUUGAGUAAGAGUUUCGGACUUGCGGCUAUCAGAAAGGCUUUGGUCAAUGCUUUAUCAGAGAUUAAAGGUGUCGGUAGAAUCCUUGGAGGCAAUCACGCCAACUUUGUGCUUUGUGAGAUCCUCGAUGAAGAUGGGAAACCCAGUAACAAGAAAGCUGUAGAGGUAUACAAGACCAUGGCGGAGUCGAGAGGGGUGGUGGUCAGAUUCCGAGGAUCUGAGCGUGGGUGCGAAGGGUGUCUGAGAGUCACCGUUGGUACCGAGGAAGAAUGUCGAAAAGCUGCCCAACAGAUAGCUGCAUUGCUUGAAUAG